UGCCCAAAAAGUAGUGGAGAACUGCCUUUUCUGCAAAAAGUCAAGAGCAAGAAGGUGCAAACAAGUAAUGGCUGACCUACCUCCUGAAAGAACUACACCUGCAGCCCCGUUCGAGUUCACUACAGUCGACCUCUUCGGACCGUAUCAUGUCAAAGAUGACAUCAAGAAACGGGUCUCAAUGAAAGUGUGGGGUGUCGUCUUCAGCUGUAUGGCCAGCAGGGCAAUUCAUGCAGACUUGGUCAACACAAUGUCGACAGAGAGCUUCUUGAUGGCUUACCAACGCUUUACUGCAAUAAGAGGGCACCCAAGAAAGAUCUGGUCCGACCCGGGGACAAACUUCAUUGGCGCUAAACCUGUCCUAAGAGAGCUGUACCAGUUCUUGGAUACUCAGAAUAGAACUUCAAUAGAAGAGAUGUCGGCUCAAAAAGGUACCAAGUGGGAGUGGAUAAUUCACCCUGCUGACUCACCUCACCGAAAUGGGGCUGCUGAAGCCGCUGUCCGCAUUCUCAAGAAGGCACUCCAGAGCCUGGGCAACAACACUGGCCUCAGCUACAGCGAGCUUCAGACAACACUACAACUUGCUGCAAACCUUGCCAACGAAUGCCCAAUAGACGCCAGGGUGCAGAGCCAUGAAGAAAGCGUGCAGUAUGUGUCACCCAACACACUUCUCCUGGGCCGAGCCUCUCCAAGCGGUGAGAUCAGAACAUUUGACUUUGCAAACUACCCUUAUAAGAGACUCAGAGAAAUGCAGAACCAGGUCAACAAGUUCUGGAGGUCUUGGAGCCAGCUUGCCGGCCCAAACUUAUUUCUGAGAAGUAAAUGGCACACUCUGCAUCGCAACGUUGCUAUCGGAGAUAUUGUCUGGUUGUGCGACCAAAAUGCAGUGAGGGGCCAAUUCAAGCUAGGACGGGUGGUGAGCGUAAAUCCAGAUGCUAAGGGCAUUGUUCGGGACGUAAACGUCAAAGUGGUCCAAAGCUCCUGCCUUCCUGUCACGAAACCCACACUAAAUCGGCCAUCCGCCAAAGUCCUGAAAGAAGCUACCCAAAACACGGUUCUGCACAGAGAUGUUCGACGCCUGGUUGUCUUACUACCAGUUGAGGACCAAACUCGGAGCUGACCGGCAGUAAGCAGGUGCUGAUUUACGAUCUUUCCAUUGGUUCCCGUGGGAAGAUCGAGUGGGAGGUGUGCUGACAAACUGCCUGGGAGCUCCUCCCAUUCAAUCAGUGGUGAACCAGGUGGAACAAAUCUUCCAAGCAAUCUGAGCAUGCCAGUACCUGGCUCUGUUGUCUUUAGACAGUGGAAGGAGCAUUAAAGAGCACCACAAAACCAAGGAAACUUCAUCUUUGAAAUCAAGGUAUUUGUGCAAGAUCAAGCCCUCCACAAAACUGUGAAGGACAGCCGGUUUUUCACCUGUUUACUGCCAACCAAAGAAUGGUAAAUAAAAGACAAAGAACUGAUCCCAUGGCUGUUGAGUGAAAUCCUGUUAAAAUCUUCAUGUGGAGGGACCGUCUCUUUCAAGUGGGGGAAUUGCACAAAAUAAUAGAUCAGAACUU
Fundulus heteroclitus (mummichog) is the source of this 1553-nucleotide messenger RNA. RefSeq lists its product as uncharacterized. The record is from RefSeq and is a predicted model, not a curated record. Gene Ontology annotation, biological process: DNA integration. Gene Ontology annotation, molecular function: nucleic acid binding. NCBI's taxonomy places the organism in Eukaryota, Metazoa, Chordata, Actinopteri, Cyprinodontiformes, Fundulidae. The coding region runs from base 68 to 1117 and encodes 349 amino acids. The transcript has 2 exons.